UUUUUUCUUCUCGCCGGCGGUAGAGUAAUUUUUUCUGCUCUUGGUCUUUCGACAGUUCCAAGCUUCAGUGACGAGUCUUCGGAUUGUUUUAAAUUCGUUUAUUUUUUAUCCCGUAGCUACCAUGUCAACUGAAAAUCCGGAUGAAAUUCGGCCUUCUACUUCAAACGCUGGCAGAAUCGGGUCAGGAUCAGAUUCUACAGGAACAUCAGGAUCGACUUUGAAAAUCCGAGAACACGAGUUAACACCAAAACGCGUUGUGAUACUGAAUAUCUGUUUCGGGUGUCGUAGAAGAAUAGGAUUUGGCAAGAUGGCGUUGAAAUGCAGAGUUUGUGACCGAGUAAUUCAUACCACAUGCCAAAAUUCCUUUCCAGCUUUGUGCACGCCACCACGAAAUGCAUUGACCCAGCGUGGCAAAAAGUUGCAGGGAAAUAUUGCCGAUUAUGUGCCAAAGAUGCCACCACUGAUACCGUCCCUCAUCGUCCGAUGUGUGAGAGAAAUUGAAUAUCGUGGUUUGACAGAAAAUUUCUCUUAUACACCGAACGUUCGUUCCUUCGAAGCCAGGUCAUUGGCAAGAGAAUAUCUCAUAGAUAAAAAGUUAAGGAACUUGAGAACAGUCGAUCUGCAGACAAUCGUUUUGACCCUGAUGAUAUUUUUGAAGUCGUUGAGCGAGCCACUCGUCACUGAAAAAUUGCAGGAAGAUUUUAUCAAGGUAUCCCUGAGGAUCAGCAACGAAUGGAGGCAUCAAGGACUUCGUCGGUUAAUUGAGCAACUUCCGCGACCUAAUCGUGACACUCUCGCUUAUUUAAUGAGUCAUUUAAAACGAAUGACUGCGGGCCCAACAUCCGAUAAGACAAAAGAAUAUAUUUGGGAAGUUUUUGGCCCCAUAGUGGUUGGUGGUGGCUCUAAACAUCUGAUUCCAAGCGUGAUGAUCGUUGAACCAAAAUAUCAGGCUGUGGUUGUCAAGAGCUUGUUGGAAAUUGAAUCGAGUUAUUGGACUUCUUUUCUCAAUGCCUACAACCGUCCGGUCAUUGGUAGAGUCAAGAAGAGUAUCGAGAACUUUGUCAGGGACAUAAGGGAUCGAAAACCCGAAUCCGAGGAAUCAAGUCGCGGGAUAUUAGGCGAACCCCUUCCCAGACGCACGUCAUUCAGUGAUUUCAUUAGAAAUCCACGCAACACUGUAACUCGGCUCAUGAGAAGGAAUGAAAUGGGACCUCGAGGAACUUACGAUCCCGCCGAAGAUGAAGAUUAUUAUGCUUAUUACGAUGAUUGAUUUGGUCAGAAAGAACCAUCAUACCAACCUAUUCAAUCAUUUUUAAUAUUCCAUUGAUUACAUAAUUUUAUUAUCAUCUCCUUCUGAGAUACGUGGUUAAUCCAACAUUUGAUUUUCUGUGUCGAAUCUUUUAUGCAGAAUAAAGAUACUGUAAUCGUA
Molecule: messenger RNA, 1429 nt
Organism: Venturia canescens
Lineage: Eukaryota; Metazoa; Arthropoda; Insecta; Hymenoptera; Ichneumonidae
Product: rac GTPase-activating protein 1-like
Exons: 7
Coding region: 122-1270 (382 amino acids)
Biological process (GO): mitotic spindle midzone assembly; mitotic cytokinesis; Rho protein signal transduction
Cellular component (GO): centralspindlin complex; midbody; spindle midzone
Molecular function (GO): GTPase activator activity
Source: RefSeq, a predicted model, not a curated record